This is a messenger RNA of Meloidogyne enterolobii, 918 nucleotides long. Lineage: Eukaryota; Metazoa; Nematoda; Chromadorea; Rhabditida; Meloidogynidae. The record is from the annotation of a GenBank genome assembly.
AUGACAGAUGAUGUUACAAGACAGUCUGUUUUUGUUAAAUUUGCUGUUAAACCAUAUAAAGAAGGAGAUGAUUACCAAUUCAAAAUUUACCCAAUGAUGAAAGAACUAAAUGAAGAUGAUUGGUCAACAUUCCAUCGCAAAACAAAUCAUUAUUGGCUACAUUACCUUUAUGACAAAUUAUUCAAAGACAGACGUUUUACACUGAAAGAACGAGAAGUUUUUGCAGACGUUUUUGGUCGUUUACUAUUAAAGACGGAAGAAGGAGGAUUUGAAACAACUGAAGAUUUUUUGAAUAAUGAAGAAGUUAGAGAAAUAUUUGAUAGUUACGUUUUUUGAAAAGGUUGAAGAAUUUUUUUUUGAAUUUUAUAAGGGAUUUUUUUUGAAUUUUAUUUAUUUUUAGACUUUUUUUUUUGAUUUUAUUGUGUGCAAAAAUUGGGUUUUAAUUUAUUCUUUUUUGUAUAAAAUUUUUUUUGAUUCUUUUAAUAAUUUUUUAAAAAUGUUUAUUCAUUUUUUAUACCUUUCUCAAUAAAAUUUAGAUGAUAUUUUCAUAGGUUGGGAUUUCUUUAUGCUCUUCUGGAAAAAGUCCGCAAGUUUUUGUCCGCAAAUCGUUAGCUGUUUAGUUUAUCAAAAAAGGAAUUAUUUUGGAGGAAAAGUUGGACGAGGUUAUUUUUUAUUGAAAGUAUGUUUUUUUAGAUAAUCCUUUUUUAUAAAAUAAAAGGUGGCAGAUUUGCGGAUAAAACUUGCGGAUUUUUUUGAAGGUUAGCCUGACAAUAGGGGCGGACAUAAGUAAUUUUAGUGUACGAACAGCUACACUAUACUGCUUCCGGAACCUACUAGAACUGGGUUUUUUAAAUACAUUGUCCUGUUUUCAAAAAUGGAAAAGGUUUAUUUUUUGUUGUUGCCGUUUGGCAAUUACCG